This is a messenger RNA of Aureococcus anophagefferens, 2172 nucleotides long. RefSeq lists its product as hypothetical. Gene Ontology annotation, biological process: proteolysis. The record is from RefSeq and is a predicted model, not a curated record. The transcript has a single exon. Gene Ontology annotation, cellular component: cytosol. Gene Ontology annotation, molecular function: oligopeptidase activity; serine-type endopeptidase activity. NCBI's taxonomy places the organism in Eukaryota, Pelagophyceae, Pelagomonadales, Pelagomonadaceae. The annotation marks the transcript as partial.
GAGGGCGUCUGCGACGGCGACCCGCACGCGUCGCUGGAGACCGUGCUCGACGCGGACAACCUCAAGUGGGUCGAGGCGCGAAACGCCGAGGCCAUCGCGCGCGUCGGCGACCCGUCCAAGACCAAGACCUUCGAGCGCAUCCUGGGCUGCCUCGACAGCAAGGAGAAGAUCCCCGGCGCCUACGAGAUCGGCGAGCCCGGCGAGGGCCGGCUCUACAACUUCUGGCAGGACGACGAGCACGUCCAGGGCAUCUGGCGGUCCACGACGGCGGAGUCCUUCGCGACGGCCUCGCCCGAGUGGACGACGGCCCUCGACCUCGACGCGUUGGACCCGCCCGAGUUCGGCGACACGGCCGCGACCUGGGUCUGGCACGGGUCGUCGCUCCUCGACGACGGCAACCACGACCGCGCGCUGAUCUCGCUGUCGCCCGGCGGGUCCGACGCGGACACGACGCGCGAAUUCGACCUGACGACGAACGCCUUCGUCGAUGCGAAGGACGGCGGCUUCGCCAUGCCGACGCCCGCCAAGACCCAGAUCGCCUACCGCGGCCGCGACGAGUGCCUCGUCGGCACGGACUUUGGCGGCGACGGCUCCGCGUUGACGGACAGCGGCUACCCGCGCGUCGUCAAGAGCUGGAAGCGGGGCACGCCCCUCGACGACGCGGUGACGGUCUUCGAGGGCGAGAAGCAGGACAUCGCCGCGUCGCAGUACUGCUACAAGGACCGGGGCGUCCUCCACGAGUUCCGCGUGCGGUCGCUGACGUUCUACACGUCCAAGCACUGGUACCGGUCCCCGAAGGCCGGCGCCCUCGCGCACGAGGACGCGACGCCGUUCGCGGAGGUGCCCAUCCCCGCGGACGCGAACAUCGGCACCUUCGGGGCCUGUGCGCUCGUCACGCUCCGGAGCGACUGGACCGCGGGGGGCGAGACCUACGCGCAGGGGAGCCUGCUGAGCGUGGAUUUGGAGGCGCUCGUCGCGGGCGAUUUGAGCAACGUCACAGCGCUCUUCACGCCCACGGAGGCGCGGUCCCUGGAGGACACGACGGAGACGAGGGACUUCCUCGUGCUCAAGGUCCUCGAGGACGUGCGCACGAAGCUCGUGACCUACAGAUACGCGGCCGGCGCGUGGUCGCUCCACGACGACGGCUCCGGCGGCGCCGUCGGCGUCGGCGAGGACGUGGCCGUGCAGGCCGUGAACCGCCGCGCGGACGCGGACAACAAGGUCUACGUCUGGCGCGACGGCUACCUCGUCGUCGACGUCCUCGAGACCGCGGACGCGGCGGACCUCGCGGCGACGACGGUCCUCAAGACGAAGCCCGCGAUGUUCGACGCUUCCGGGCUGACCGUGGACCAGCACUUCGCGACGUCGGCCGACGGCACGAAGGUGCCCUACUUCGUCAUGCGCCGCGAGGACCUCGCGUUCGACGGGUCGAACCCGACGCUCGUCGACGCCUACGGCGGCUUCGAGAUCUCGCUCACGCCGGGCUACUCCGCGGGCGUCGGCGUCGGCUGGCUCGAGCGCGGCGGCGUCAAGGUCAUCGCCAACAUCCGCGGCGGCGGCGAGUACGGCCCGCGCUGGCACCAGGCCGCGCUCAAGGCGAAGCGGUUCAAGGCCUACGAGGACCUCGAGGCCGUCGCGCAGGACGUCGUCGACCGCGGCAUCUCGUCGCCGCCCAAGCUCGCGGUCAUCGGCGGCUCCAACGGCGGCCUCAUGGUCGGCAACGCCAUCACGCGGCCCCGGGCGUCCGCGCUCUUCGGCGCCGCGGUCUGCCAGGUGCCCCUGCUCGACAUGAAGCGCUACUCGCACCUCCUCGCGGGCGCGUCGUGGAUGGCCGAGUACGGCGACCCGGACACGGACGACUGGGCCUUCCUCCGCGACCACAGCCCCUACCAGAAGCUCCGCCACGACCGCCUCGGCAUCCCCGAGGACGGCGAGGGGGCCGCGGCGCCGGACGCGGACUGGACGUGCCCGCGCGUGCUCUUCACGACGAGCACGCGCGACGACCGCGUCCACCCGGGCCACGCGCGGAAGAUGGUCAAGGCCCUCCUCGACGAGGCGCCCGAGGACAAGGUGCCCCUCUGCCUCUACUGGGAGAACACGGAGGGCGGCCACGGCGGCGCCGCGGACAACAAGCAGCGCGCGUUCAUGUGGGCGCUCACCUACAACUUCCUC